Molecule: messenger RNA, 1955 nt
Organism: Oryza sativa Japonica Group (Japanese rice)
Lineage: Eukaryota; Viridiplantae; Streptophyta; Magnoliopsida; Poales; Poaceae
Product: GRAS family protein RAD1
Biological process (GO): regulation of DNA-templated transcription
Cellular component (GO): nucleus
Molecular function (GO): sequence-specific DNA binding; DNA-binding transcription factor activity
Source: RefSeq, a predicted model, not a curated record
UUAGGUCAUUUGCCCUUGCAAACCUCACAUGAACAUGGGCAUGUCCCCUGAGCCAUGCAACUCCAUCUCAGACUGUUCCCAGCAGCAGAGCCAUCAUCUGACUCUGACACAGCAACAAGAUUCAACGAUUAUUUGUACUAAUCAAGAACUUGAUUAUUACUACCGAUUCUACGACGUGGACGAAGCGGCGUUUGAUGGCAACGAGGUAGAGCUCGUCUCCAGGUUCUCCAAGGUCACCAGGAUGGACCACAUGAUCAGCUCGCCGUAUCAGCCGACGUGGUCGCCGGCACAGGCCGCCGUCGACGUCGUCGGGUCGUCGGAGACGUCGCGCGUCAGGAAGAAGAGGUUCUGGGACGUUCUUGAGAGUUGCAAGCAGAAGGUCGAGGCCAUGGAGGCUAUGGACACACCGGCGACGGCGACGUUCCGGGUCGGUGCCGGUGAUGGCGGCGGCGGCGGCGGGGGUGGCGCAGGAGGAGGAGGAGGAGGAGCUGACGGGAUGCGUCUCGUGCAGCUGCUGGUCGCCUGCGCCGAGGCGGUGGCGUGCCGCGACCGCGCGCAGGCGGCGGCGCUGCUGCGCGAGCUGCAGGCCGGCGCGCCCGUGCACGGCACGGCGUUCCAGCGCGUCGCGUCGUGCUUCGUGCAGGGGCUCGCGGACCGGCUGCCGCUGGCGCACCCGCCGGCGCUGGGGCCAGCGAGCAUGGCGUUCUGCAUCCCGCCGUCGUCGUGCGCGGGGCGCGACGGCGCGCGCGGCGAGGCGCUCGCGCUGGCCUACGAGCUGUGCCCGUACCUGCGGUUCGCGCACUUCGUGGCGAACGCGUGCAUGCUGGAAGCCUUCGAGGGAGAGAGCAACGUCCACGUGGUCGAUCUCGGCAUGACGCUGGGCCUCGACCGUGGCCACCAGUGGCGCGGCCUCCUCGACGGCCUCGCCGCCCGCGCCAGCGGCAAGCCGGCGCGCGUGCGGGUCACCGGCGUCGGCGCGCGCAUGGACACCAUGAGAGCGAUCGGGCGGGAGCUCGAGGCGUACGCGGAGGGGUUAGGGAUGUACCUCGAGUUCAGAGGCAUCAACCGUGGCCUCGAGAGCCUCCACAUCGACGACCUCGGCGUCGACGCCGACGAGGCCGUCGCCAUCAACAGUGUCCUGGAGCUCCACUCCGUGGUGAAGGAGAGCCGCGGGGCGCUCAACUCGGUGCUCCAGACCAUCCGCAAGCUGUCGCCCAGGGCGUUCGUGCUCGUCGAGCAGGACGCCGGCCACAACGGGCCAUUCUUCCUCGGCCGGUUCAUGGAGGCGCUGCACUACUACGCCGCGCUGUUCGACGCGCUCGACGCGGCGCUCCCGCGCUACGACGCGCGGCGGGCGCGCGUCGAGCAGUUCCACUUCGGCGCGGAGAUCCGCAACGUGGUCGGGUGCGAGGGCGCGGCGCGCGUGGAGCGGCACGAGCGCGCCGACCAGUGGCGCCGCCGCAUGAGCCGCGCGGGGUUCCAGUCGGUGCCGAUCAAGAUGGCGGCCAAGGCGCGGGAGUGGCUGGACGAGAACGCCGGCGGCGGCGGGUACACGGUGGCGGAGGAGAAAGGCUGCCUCGUGCUCGGCUGGAAGGGGAAGCCGGUCAUCGCCGCCUCGUGCUGGAAAUGCUAGAACGCCGGCAUCCGGUGGCCGGUGGCCGGCCGGCCGCCGGAGAGAGGUAGACACCGAUGCUGGACGUAAAUAAAGAGCUCUCGAUCGAGCACCAUUGUCCGUUCAUGGAUGAUGGGCAAACACGAUGCUGUUCAAGCCGUUGUGUGAGCAUGAACACUUGUAUAAAUAAGCCCACUGAUUAGAGGCUUGUUGUUUUACAAUUUUGUGUAGGUUCUUAUUGUUUAAUUAGCUCAUCUAACAGCAUACACUUGUAUCGUGCUCCUUUUCUGCCAAAGUGCAACAUGACAGAGAACAUAUUACACAAACCUAAAUGGCGUACACA